GACCGUGACACUACGGGCCUCUUUGCUUCCAGCUUCGAAGAAAUGUAUGAAAACGAUCCGGAGCAAUUUAAAAACAGUGUCCGCUUGACUCCCAAUGUUUUCGAUUUAUUGCAUGAACUUUUAAAGGAACGGCUUACUAAAAUAUCAAACAGGCCACCGAUUUCAUCAAAAUGCCGUCUUUUCUUAACGCUUACUUAUCUAGCACAUGGAGACAGCAAGCAAACCCUUGCUACAGCUUUUAAAAUGGGGCGCUCCACUGUAGUAACCAUUAUCAGCGAGGUCUGUGAAGCAAUUUGGCAGGAGCUGGGUGGUAUUUACCUGUCGGUUCCACAGAAACAUGAGUGGAAACGCAUUGCUUCGGAUUUUAACACCAUGUGGACCUUUCCGAAUUGCAUCGGGGCGGUUGAUGGAAAGCACAUAACGAUAUCAUGCCCCCCCAAUUCCGGAUCAUUAUUUUAUAAUUANG
Molecule: messenger RNA, 466 nt
Organism: Rhagoletis zephyria (snowberry fruit fly)
Lineage: Eukaryota; Metazoa; Arthropoda; Insecta; Diptera; Tephritidae
Source: RefSeq, a predicted model, not a curated record